This is a messenger RNA of Aspergillus clavatus NRRL 1, 378 nucleotides long. RefSeq lists its product as uncharacterized. The record is from RefSeq and is a predicted model, not a curated record. Bases 1 to 378 code for a protein of 125 amino acids. Lineage: Eukaryota; Fungi; Ascomycota; Eurotiomycetes; Eurotiales; Aspergillaceae. The transcript has 3 exons.
AUGUCUGCGUCCAUCCAGCGCGUUGCGGCAGCUGCUGUCCACGCCUCUGCCGAGGAAGGCUCGUUCCAUAUCCUUGCUCAAAGGCUUGGUGCACUGUUUUACGACGUCCUUCCAGACGUGCCAAAGCUGCUGGAAGUAUACGGCCUCCGUGUGACUGAGAUUCUGCAGGAAACAAUGGCCACAAUUGAGCAGCCCAAAGGCCUCGCUGAGACAUUUUUCGGCUCCCACCUCGGGAUCGAUUACACGACCAUCGGGGCAAGCGCCACGAGCGGUAGACCUGAAGCGACAGCCACCUGGGAAGAGCUUGUCAGUCACCGGCAGCUUGUCAUCAAGCAGCAAGCAGUGUCCAAUGAGGCGGCAUGUUACAAUGCAACGUAG